Molecule: messenger RNA, 1449 nt
Organism: Colletotrichum destructivum
Lineage: Eukaryota; Fungi; Ascomycota; Sordariomycetes; Glomerellales; Glomerellaceae
Exons: 2
Coding region: 1-1449 (482 amino acids)
Source: RefSeq, a predicted model, not a curated record
AUGCAGCUCCCAUCUCACAGAGCCUUGCAGCGAAUCGCCAUCCAAGCAGAAAGCGUUAGAAAUAUUCGCUGGACAUGUCUUCCACUAGAGCUCCGACGCAUGAUUCUACAAUUUUUAGCCGACGUUUUGACCUCUGAAGAGCUCCCUCUCGCCAUCUACGCAAGCGUUUCGAAAGAAUGGCAGAGCUUUUUCGAACCGUUGCUCUGGCAAAAGUUGACCUUCCGGCCCUGGACUUCAAAGUCGAACUUUCAAGGCUUUCGCGAGGCUAUCCAAAGACAUCACAGAUAUCUCAUUAAGCCCAUCUCCCUUUAUCUGAGAAUGGAAGAAUAUCGUUGCUAUCGAUGCCUUCGGGAGGUCGGAGGCCAACAUACAAUUAUCGAGAGAGAGAGGGUACUUUUUGAAAACUUGGAAAAGCUCUUCUCUAUUUUUGCUCUUUGGACCGAAAAUAUACCCAAAAGUGGUAUUUCGCUUGGACUAAAGGGUAUCUUGGUUCCAAACGCGGGCGAUCGGAGGCGUGGUCGCCGUCGCUGUGUCCACCGUCGAUCACCCGCCAUCAUGGAUCUAUUCGCGGAAAUCCGUACCAUCAACAGCGUCAUCAGCAAGCAAGGGCCUGUUGAGCUGGUACCUAGCAUCACUGCGAUUUCCAUCUGCCAAACACUCUUUUGGAGCUAUUCCUCUAUCUUACUCUUUCAGCUCCGCGACAGCUUUCCGUGCCUUCAACGACUCGAUUUUGAACAACAGCUGGGAACGACACAAACCUUUCAACAGGCAACCGGAAAUAGAUUCGCAUUUUCAAUUGCACAUCGAGUCCCGUCGCUGCAGAAGCUAUCCAUAUGGGAGUCUCGGUCCAAAUUGAUAUCUGAAGCUCAAAGUCAAAGUGACUCCAAGCAAGCAAACGGGCCAGCAGCUGUGCUCCAGACCGCAGUUCCAGCCAGUUUUCAUCUCAAGGAACUAGCAAUCACAUAUGUCAUCGACGCAAGAGAUUUCUUCUCCCACUUCAACUCUUUAAUCUCAUCGGGCGAGGAAUUACCUUCUUGCGUGCUGGAGCGACUAGUUCUCAGCUGCCAACUUGGGCGACUGCUUGUUAGUCCUAUAGAGGUAGAUUGUCUACUUGUCGCAGCAAGCCAAGCAGCUACAUGCAUGCCUCAUUCAAAGAUGUUGGAAAUGUGGAGUCCUGGUUUCGGAGAAGGCUUCCUUUUCAGGUACGAGAUUAAGGAGAGCGAAAUCAAUCUCACGAUGGCUGCGACUUGGCAAUUCGACAUCAUUUCUUGGCAACAUGGUCGAGGGUGUAAGGUUUUACGAGCUUGGGAGGAGGUAGCGAGCCGAUAUACAGACCGAAGAUUCAACCGUGCCAUUGAGAGCAUCGACACGGUGGCUCUACCCAAGACGUACAGUAUUUGCAGGUGUCUGAAAUCUUUCAGACUCAUUCGAAAAUGGAGAAGUCCUUGA